UUUUCUUCGGUGAAAGACGCGACGGGAAGUCAACGGCGGGGGUGGGGUGGGGGGCGAAACGGGGCUCCCGGCGGGCGCCCAGCGAGCUAUGGCGAUCCUGUUUGCGGUUGUAGCCAGGGGCUCCACCAUCCUGGCCAAGCAUGCAUGGUGUGGAGGGAAUUUCCUGGAGGUUACAGAGCAGAUCCUGGCCAAGAUACCUUCAGAAAACAACAAGCUCACCUACUCGCACGGAAAUUACCUGUUCCACUAUAUCUGUCAGGACCGGAUCAUAUACCUUUGCAUCACAGAUGACAACUUCGAGCGUUCUCGGGCUUUCACAUUUCUGAACGAAAUCAAGAAGAGGUUUCAGACCACCUAUGGAUCUCGAGCACAGACUGCCCUGCCCUACGCCAUGAACAGCGAGUUUUCCAGUGUUUUGGCAGCGCAGCUGAAAUAUCACUCUGAGAACAAAGGCCCUGACCAGAUCGUAGAGACCCAGGCUCAGGUGGACGAACUCAAAGGGAUCAUGGUCCGUAAUAUAGAUCUCGUAGCUCAAAGAGGAGAAAAGCUGGAACUGCUGAUAGACAAAACGGAAAAUCUUGUGGAUUCGUCCGUCACUUUCAAAACAACCAGUAGGAACUUGGCCCGAGCAAUGUGCAUGAAGAACCUCAAGCUCACCAUCAUAGUUGCCAUCGUAUCCAUAGUCAUCAUUUACAUCAUUGUGUCGGCUGCCUGUGGGGGCCUCUCCUGGCCAAGCUGCGUGUAGAAAUAGCCGCCUGAGCCAAUCUACCCCCCAUUGAAAGCACACGCGUGCACAGGAAAGUAUGUCGUCCAAUGUGGACUUUCACACUCUUCAUCCUUCCAGGACACUCGAGGGUCGUUUUUUUUUUUUUUUUUGCCUUAUCGCCUUGUAAGGUAGAUACUCCUUUCAAAAACCCAGAGGAUGUUUUUUCUCCGAAACAGCAAGCAGGACUUCCUGAGGGGAGAGAGGAGGGCAACGGACCAACGGGAGGUUCUAAGCAUUUGCGUUCUCAUGCUUUGCACUUUACUUGGUGGAGCAGGUUGGGGGGAGGGGGGAGCCGAAGGCCCCGUAGACCUUAGUGGGGAGAGGUAAGUGGGGACCGCUGAAGUCAACCGAGGUCUUUGCUCACAGACCCAGCCCAAAGAUGCGAUCAGCUCAGUGGCUUUUUCCCUGCAGUGCCUUUCUCAAAACUCAUGACAGGCUUUGCCCUUCGAAGCUUCCUUCGCGGCCCUUCUGCCGGGCAGGUGAAGAGGUUCUGCUUUUCAACUUGAGUGACUGGUAAACGUAGAGUAUUAACGUUGCUGUAACAUUGCUGCUAUCCGUAAUUUGUGUGUCUUGGGUGUGUGUCUGCUCGCCUGGUUUGGAAUGUCCUUUCGAACUGUAAAUGGCCGUUCGCUCUGGCUUCGUCUCUUGAGGUGGGUCGAAAAGGUGUUUUAGCGCCUCCGAAGGAGCACACUUUGUGCAAGGCUUGGUGACUGCCCUCUUCUCCUCUUUUGAGCAUGGUGGAGCUAUCGUGCCUAGCUCAAAAAACACAAGAGGCGGGUGUUAUCUGAGUGGGAUUCCCCCCCAAGCUACUGAUUUUUCAAGGAAGAGUUAUGUAGAGAAAUAUGAAGUAUUUGAAAACCAAUUUUUAAUCUGAAACUGCCGUAAAUUACGUCACGCAUAAUGUAAAGGAGGACGAAUCGUAAAUAGGAAGAUUAUUAAUCUUCCCCCCCAGUGUUGGCAUUUUAUAAUCUUAUCCUAGUUUACUAAGCAGUCUCUGCUUGCUUUCCUCAGCAUACUGCAGACAGUAAAACUGGUCCACCUAUCCUUGUUUCCUACAGUCAUGGUCCUCCCCAUCGAUUGUCUUUGCAGGGACAAGCCAACAUUGAAUUAAUUGUGCAUGUUUAGAAAAGAAAAAAAAACGUCAAUAGCAGUGGUUAAUUUUCUUAUCAUUUUGAAUGCCUUUAUGUAAAUCUGCUUCCUCCUCUUUUAAUAAAAUGCACUGAUGCAUUAUUGUAAAAUAAAUUUAAACCUGUUUAAAUAAAUGUACUUAACUGCA
This is a messenger RNA of Notechis scutatus (mainland tiger snake), 2042 nucleotides long. It is a transcript of the gene VAMP7, whose product is annotated as vesicle associated membrane protein 7. NCBI's taxonomy places the organism in Eukaryota, Metazoa, Chordata, Lepidosauria, Squamata, Elapidae. Gene Ontology annotation, cellular component: membrane; SNARE complex. Gene Ontology annotation, biological process: vesicle fusion; endosome to lysosome transport; exocytosis. The record is from RefSeq and is a predicted model, not a curated record. Gene Ontology annotation, molecular function: SNARE binding; SNAP receptor activity.